Messenger RNA from Oryzias latipes (Japanese medaka), 2791 nucleotides. It is a transcript of the gene patl2, whose product is annotated as PAT1 homolog 2. Gene Ontology annotation, biological process: P-body assembly; deadenylation-dependent decapping of nuclear-transcribed mRNA. Gene Ontology annotation, cellular component: P-body. NCBI's taxonomy places the organism in Eukaryota, Metazoa, Chordata, Actinopteri, Beloniformes, Adrianichthyidae. The record is from RefSeq and is a predicted model, not a curated record. Gene Ontology annotation, molecular function: RNA binding.
GCGGCCUUCGUGUCGGACAUGCAAAAGCAAGUAACGUGGUUUGGACGAACCGACGGCUUCAGGUGUGUUUUUCGCGGGAAAACACGCGAUGUGUGACACAGAACAGCAACCGCCACCCAAGGAAGGAGACACGAGAGAGCCUCAGUGGCCUGAGAAUGGAGAAGAAUGGAGUGAAACCGAGGAAGAAACCGGCAUGGACUGUGAGCUUCUGCAGGCCAUGGUGGAGGAGGAUGAGGAGAUAAACGUCUACAAUGAGGAGACGUUUGGCAUGGAUGUGGACACCAACGGUACUUCAGGUGAUGGCGGCGGCGGCGGCAGCAGCAGCGAUCCAUUUGGGGAGCCGUUGCCUCCAACACCUUCUCCACCACCCGAACCCAAACCUCUUCUAUCAGACGCCAACCGCUGCUCCCCUCUAAGACACCAUCUACCCAGAGCUGCUCCUUUUACCCGAAGCAGAGGCAGGGGUCUGAGGGGAGGACUAAGCAGAGGACACAUGUUUGAAGACCCCGCUGUGAUGAGGAUAGUGGAGGGUCGACCAAGUCUUAUGAGUCUUGACAGUGCCAUAGUGGACUGUGGGCAUGCCGUGUACAGGACGUUUGAGGAUGGUAGAAUGACGCGGCCUUUCAGAAAAAGUCGAGUCUCAGGAUCAAUACUUCAGGACAGUGCCAUCGUGUGUGUGAUUGGUCAUAGAGGCAGAGGUCACAGCUUGAACCCCAGCUUCCUGGAUUUAUCAUAUCCCAGAGGAGGAGAUCCUAGAGGAACUUUCUCCAGAAGGCAGAUUGGCCAGAGAGGGCCCCCUCAGAUGCCCCCGCCCAUGGUACCUGGAUCUCCCAUCUUCUCGAGUCAACCUCUGACCCCAAGACAUUUCAAUCAGCAGACGGGGAGCUUCAUGUUUCCCCCAAGUCGUCCCUGUCCCUCCACUCCUCAGUCGACGAAUCCCAAGUUGGCGCAACUUCGUUUUGGUGCUAACUCGCCACGUCCGUCUCCCUUCUACAGCCCCCAGUCGAACCCAGUGCAACCUAUCAGGUACCCUGGUCCAGUCACGCAGCUCCAUCCUCAACACAAACGACUGCUAGGCCAAAAACAUUUCGUAUUCCAAAGAAAAUCUGAAGCCUGGGACCCAUACUGUAACCUCAUGACUGCCAAAGAGAAGGAGUGGAUCACUCGGCUGCAGAUGAUCCAGCUGCAGAGUGAGAACCCUUUCCUGGAAGAUUACUAUUACCAGGAGUAUUAUCGGCGUAUAGAAGCUAAGAUGGCUGAGGAAGAGCUGGGCAUCAGGAGCAAAAAAGAGCCCCCAAAGCUCACCACCCCUUACAUCACAAAAACUGACACCUACGCACCAGUGGUUCAUAUCGAAGGCUCGUUGGGUCAGGUUGCUGUGUCCACAUGUUACUCUCCUCGCCGUGCCAUCGGUGCGGUUCAUGCAGUCCAAGCCCACUGUCCGACAGAGGAACAGAACGGCACCAGACAACAGCGAUUAGAAAUCCUCAGCAAAAUAGAAAAGUUGUUCAUAGUUUUGCUGGAGGUGGAGGAAACGGAAAGGAUGAAAACCACAGUCCUGUCUGAACCGGAGGAGAGGAGGCUGUUGGAGAAAACUCAAAGAAAAGUGGAGCACAUCUACAGCCAGCUUCAACAUCACAAUUCUCCAGAUUCAGGGGAGGAGUUUCUCUCUUUCCUGCUCAUCUCAAAAGGCAAAAGGCUUUUUGCCCGUCUGCUCCCAUUCCUGAAGCACGACUCUGCACUAAAGAUUUUACACAUUGUCAGCAGAAACCUUCCCCUGCUGAUGAGCAGAGAUGGUGAAGAGGCUCUACCGGUGCUCUACCUCCCGCUUCGAAAUGUGAUUGGUGGCCUCACGUUCAGUCAGCUCAUAGGUGUCCUCAAAGAUGUGACCACAGAGUCUCUAGAAACGCACGAGUGCCUCUCACUGGCCUGUCAAAAUAAGUUUGGACUGUCUUUUCUGUACGCUCUCCUGUCCCACGGAGAGAAGCUGCUUUCUUCAGGCGUCCCACUUGAACCCAGCAUUGGUGACUUUGAGACCUGGACCGACAUAAUAUUCCAGGUGGCAGGUCAGCUGUCCCAGUGUUCACUGGUGGAGCCGCUCCUCCUGCCCUCAAACCUGCUCACGCUCUUCUGCCGUUACUUGGACAAACGCACCGUGAAUCAGCUCAAGAGCAAUAUGGAGUCUGCAACAGGCUUCCUGGCUCUUCCAUCAUAAGCAUCAUUGUAACAGUGAUCAGAUUAAGCGAGCUAGAGUGAAAACGCAGGAAAGGAAAAAAUCCUCGGUGCUCAAAAAUCAUGGUUUAUUUCCCCCUGAUUCCCUCACACUUUUGCACUUUUAAACUGUUUCCUUUAUUAUUUCCUUCUUUUAUUUUCCUUCCUGCACUCCAUCAGAGCGAAUUACUCUUGACCUUUUUUUUUCUUUUUUUUUUUUUAAACUUUCUUUACGAAGAUGUCAACUAUCUUUUUCUUUUUUAUUUAAACUUGAAUCCUCUUGAAAUGCCAUCAGUUUCAUCAGAAUUUGUGAUGAGGUGGAGGAUUGUGUUUGUAAUUAUUGUACAGCUGAAACUUUAAUUCUAAUGAUCAUUAUUUAGUUCUCCUGACCUAUGCAAUGCAGUUUUGGGUUAUUUUGUAAAAUGACAUGCAUUGUGUUUACAUGUGGUAAUGUUAGAUGUAUUUUGUAAUUUUUCAUCUUAAAUCUUUAAUAUUUUCCUUUUCAUUUGGAAACAGCAAUCAUUUAAACUGCACACUUGUAAAGCACUUGCAAUAUGAAUAAAAAAAAAUCUGAAAAUUG